Molecule: messenger RNA, 1634 nt
Organism: Perognathus longimembris pacificus (Pacific pocket mouse)
Lineage: Eukaryota; Metazoa; Chordata; Mammalia; Rodentia; Heteromyidae
Gene: Ttc38
Product: tetratricopeptide repeat domain 38
Molecular function (GO): protein binding
Source: RefSeq, a predicted model, not a curated record
CCUCCUCUCCCCUUCCACUAAGAGCGGAGCGGGCGCCGACGCAGCCCAGACCCUCCGGACCCAGUCGACCUCGACCAUGGCCGUCACCGCGCCGCUGCGAGACUGCCAGGCAUGGAAGGAUGCCGGACUCCCCCUCAGCACUUCCAGCAAUGAAGCCUGCAAGCUGUUUGACGCCACCCUGACCCAGUGUGUAAAGUGGACCAAUGACAAGAGUCUCGGGGGCAUCGAGGGCUGCCUGUCGAAGCUCAACGCCGCAGACCCGGCCUUCGUCAUGGGCCAUGUCCUCUCUAACGGCCUCGUGCUCCUGGGCACCGGGACCUCGGUGAAGCUGAACCCAGAGCUGGGCCUGGCCGUGAGCAAGAUGGCGGAGAUGUCCAAGGCGCAGCCGCUGACCCCGCGGGAGCAGCUGCACGUGUCUGCGGUGGAGACGCUGGCCAAGGGGAACUUCUCCAAAGCCAGCGACCUAUGGGAGCAGAUUCUCCGAGACCAUCCGACAGAUAUGUUGGCCCUGAAGUUUGCCCACGAUGCCUAUUUUUACCUGGGCUACCAGGAGCAGAUGCGGGAUUCUGUUGCUCGCGUCUUCCCCUUCUGGACACCCGACAUUCCCCUUAGCAACUACGUGAAAGGCAUGUAUUCUUUUGGAUUGAUGGAAACAAACUUCUACAGUGAGGCAGAAAAACUGGCCAAAGAGGCACUGUCGGUGACCCCUUCGGACGCGUGGUCCGUGCAUACCAUGGCUCACAUCUACGAGAUGAGAGGGGAUGUGAAGAACGGGCUGGAGUUCAUGCAGGGCUCCGAGGCCCAGUGGAAGAGCUCCGACAUGCUUGCCUGCCAUAACUACUGGCACUGGGCCUUGUACUUCGUUGAGAAGGGUGAAUAUGAGGCUGCGCUGACCAUUUAUGACAACCAUAUCCUUCCCAGCCUGAAGGCCAGCGGUACGAUGUUGGACGUGGUGGACAGCUGCUCCAUGCUCUACCGCCUUCAGAUGGAAGGGGUGCCGGUGGGCCAGCGGUGGCAGGAUGUGCUGCCCGUGACCCGGAAGCACAACCGGGACCACGCUCUGCUCUUCAACGACGCACACAUCCUGAUGUCCUCCUUGGGGGCCGGGGACGCCCGGACCACAGAGGAGCUGCUGACCACCCUGAAGGAGGCCAGCGGGGCCCCGGGGGAAAACUGCCAGCACUUGCUGGCCCGGGACGUGGGGCUGCCCCUGUGCCAGGCCCUGGUGGAGACGGAGAGCGGGAACCCGGACCGCGCCCUGGAGCUCCUGCUGCCCAUCCGCUACCGCCUCGUCGAGAUCGGCGGCAGCAACGCCCAGAGAGACGUCUUCAACCAGCUCCUGAUUCACGCAGCCCUCAACUGCACGUCCAGUGCCAAUAAGAACGUGGCCCGGAGUCUUCUGAUGGAGCGCGAUGCCCUGAAGCCCAACUCACCACUGACCGAGAGGCUCAUCCGCAAAGCGAAGGCCAUCCACCUCAUGUCCUGACGGGACCGCGUCGGGGCCGCGCCUCGGCCUCCCCCGCGUUCCUCCCGCUUCCCGCUGGAUCAGGGUUAGGAGACAGCUGGGGCUACUUGCUAGAGUUGCUAGAGGGGAAAAUUCAGCCUUAAACUGAUCUAAAAUACGAUUCUGAAAU